AUGCAUACAAUAAGCAGCAAAAUGAGCAGCUUAUUAGCACCACUUUCCCUGAUCAUCAUUUCCACCCUCCUAAUCACCACAAGAGCUGCCAACUUCAAUAUCCGGAACAACUGUCAUUACGUCGUAUGGGAUGCUGCCUAUCCUGGUGGCGGUCUUCAACUCAACCCUAAUCAACAAUGGUCAUUGGAUGUUGCUCCUGGCACCCAAUAUGCUCGUAUUUGGGGUCGAACAAAUUGCAACUCUGAUGCUUCUGUUUGUGGAACUGGAGAUUGUGGUAGGUCUUACUGCACAGGGUAUGGCAGGUCACCAAAUACAGUAGCCGAAUUUGCAUUAAACCAAUAUCAGAACUACGAUUACUUCGGCAUUUCACUAAUUGAUGGUUUCAAUAUUCCUAUGGAAUUUGGUCCUACCGUAGAAGGUGGAUAUGGAUGCAAACGGAGUCGUUGUACAGCUGAUAUCAUCGGACAAUGUCCCAAUCCCUUGAGGUUCCCUGGCGGGUGUAAUAACCCGUGCACCGUUUUUAGGACAAACGAAUAUUGUUGCUAUCAGGCGUCGGAACCAUGUAAUCCGACAGAUUAUUCGAGGUUUUUUAAAAACAGGUGUCCUACUUCUCUCAGUUAUAAAGGUGAUCAAACUGGUAACCGAAGUUGUCCGAGUGGUACUAACUACAAGGUUGUGUUCUGUCCAUGAGGAUCUUCUUUCUAUAAUGUGCUUGCCACACAAUUGUAUCUGCAUUAUUGCAUACAGAUACAGUAUUACAGCACUUUCGUUGUGCUCGUUUCUUCUGAAUAAACUUUGAUCUGGCUGAUGUUAUAUAUAUAUAUCAAUAAAAUGCCUAGUAUAUUGACAAUA
Molecule: messenger RNA, 852 nt
Organism: Daucus carota subsp. sativus
Lineage: Eukaryota; Viridiplantae; Streptophyta; Magnoliopsida; Apiales; Apiaceae
Product: thaumatin-like protein 1
Exons: 2
Coding region: 1-690 (229 amino acids)
Biological process (GO): defense response
Cellular component (GO): extracellular region
Source: RefSeq, a predicted model, not a curated record